Schistosoma mattheei is the source of this 201-nucleotide messenger RNA. Lineage: Eukaryota; Metazoa; Platyhelminthes; Trematoda; Strigeidida; Schistosomatidae. The record is from the annotation of a GenBank genome assembly.
AUGUUGAUUGUCCCAAGGAUAUAUUCCACUUCAUCAUUAUUAUUAUCUCCAACAUCAAUAAAUUUUCUUCGAUUUUCUAAAUCUAAAGAUUCAGAUAGUGAGGAGAAUGAAGACGAUGAAGACAUCAUUGAUCCAGAGAUUUAUGGUGACUACUCUGAUAUGGAUGAUGAAGAUGAAGCAAUUUUAAAGAGAAAGGUAUGA